Molecule: messenger RNA, 1587 nt
Organism: Lachancea fermentati
Lineage: Eukaryota; Fungi; Ascomycota; Saccharomycetes; Saccharomycetales; Saccharomycetaceae
Source: the annotation of a GenBank genome assembly
AUGAAGAUAAGCAACUUAGCUGCUGGGCUGCUCGGAGCUUCAAUGGCCGGCUCGGUGAGCGGCGCAUCCGUCCAAAGCGUUUUCAAAGCCAGCUCACUACUUGAUAAGGCCAUAGACGCCCUUGGAAUGGAUAAGUCCGAAGUACUUGGGUCUCUUUCAGAUGAGCUUAAGCAAGUAUGGGGUGAAAUGAGCCUUUUAUUCCCACAAGCUGUUUCUGAGCUACAAUUUGUCACUAAACCAAAGACCAAGGUCACCAAAAGACCGGAGACUGAAUGGGACUUUGUUGUUCAGGAAACCUCUGCCUACAAACUUCGGGUGAACAAGAUUAAGAACCCCAAGGUACUAGGUGUCGACCCCGGUGUGAAACAAUACACUGGUUACCUUGACGUUGAAGAGGACGACAAGCACUUUUUCUACUGGUUCUUCGAGAGUAGGAACGACCCCAAGAACGACCCUGUCAUUCUGUGGCUAAAUGGAGGUCCUGGCUGUUCCUCACUCACCGGCCAAUUUUUCGAAUUGGGUCCUUCUUCUAUUGGUCCCGAAAUUGAGCCUGUCCACAAUCCCUACUCCUGGAACAACAACGCAUCUGUGAUUUUCCUGGACCAACCUGUUAACGUUGGAUACUCUUACUCUUCCGGUAGCGGUGUUUCCAACACUGUAGCUGCAGGUAAGGAUGUGUAUGCAUUCUUGCAACUGUUCUUCAAGCAAUUCCCAGAAUAUGCUUCUGGCCAAGACUUUCACAUUGCUGGUGAAUCCUAUGCCGGUCAUUAUAUUCCUGUCUUUGCUUCUGAAAUUCUCUCUCAUCCCGUCGAAGAAAGAUACUUCAAUUUGACGUCCGUUUUGAUUGGUAACGGUUUGACCGAUCCUUUGUCUCAAUACCCUCUCUACGAACCAAUGGCAUGUGGUGAGGGUGGUGAACCUUCCGUUUUGGAACCAGAUGAAUGUGAAGGUAUGCUAGACUCUUUGCCUCGUUGUUUGAGUUUGAUUGAAUCCUGUUACGAAUCUGAAUCAAUUUGGACUUGUGUUCCCGCUACUAUUUACUGUAACAAUGCGCAAAUGGGCCCAUACCAAAGAACUGGAAAGAAUGUCUACGAUAUGCGCAAGGAAUGUGAGGGAGAGCUAUGCUACGACGAAAUGAAAUAUAUGGAAGAAUAUCUCAAUCUUGACAUUGUUAAGGAAGCAGUUGGUGCUGAAGUUGACAAGUAUGAAUCUUGUAACUUUGAUAUCAACAGAAACUUCCUUUUUGCCGGUGAUUGGAUGAAACCAUAUCAAAAAGCAGUUAGUAAUUUGCUAAACCAAGAUUUACCAGUUUUGAUUUACGCCGGUGACAAAGAUUUCAUUUGCAACUGGCUGGGUAACCAAGCCUGGACUGAAGUCUUGCCAUGGAAGUACAGCGACGAAUUUCAAGCUGAGAAGUCUCGAGACUGGGUUUCCAGCAUCACUGGUGAAAAAGCGGGUGAGGUGAAAAACUACAAGCACUUCACCUUCUUGAGAAUCUACGGUGGUGGCCAUAUGGUUCCAUUUGACGUUCCUGAACAUGCUUUGGGAAUGGUAAAUGACUGGGUGCAAGGUGAUUAUGCUCUUUAA